AUGAGUGAGAAAAAUAAAUUAAAAGAUGUUGAAAAGAAAGAUGAUUGCAGUUGCUACGCGGCGUCUCGCAAUAAGAAGGCAUGCCCGCCUCUCCGUAACAUAACACAUCCGCUGCGAUACUAUGAAUUUACGCAGGAUGAAAUCAGAGCCUUAGAAGAGUGCGACAAAGAAAGUUUUUAUCGUCGCUGCCUGCCCUUUAGCACAUUACUCGGUACCGCCACAUAUGCUGCCGUCAAAAACGGGUAUUUGAAGAGGAACCCCAAUUUCGGUGUGGUACCGAAAGUAUUAACGGCGGCUCUAGUUGGCCACGUGUUGGGGAGAGUCGCCUACUCGCCAUAUUGUGAUCAGCGCUUACGCAAGCUGCCAGCUAAUAGCAAACUAGGUGAAUUGAUGCGCCAAUAUCACAAACAAAAUGAGUGUCCUAAUCAACAAAAACAAAAACGCUGA
Molecule: messenger RNA, 447 nt
Organism: Diatraea saccharalis (sugarcane borer)
Lineage: Eukaryota; Metazoa; Arthropoda; Insecta; Lepidoptera; Crambidae
Source: the annotation of a GenBank genome assembly